Zootermopsis nevadensis is the source of this 8279-nucleotide messenger RNA. NCBI's taxonomy places the organism in Eukaryota, Metazoa, Arthropoda, Insecta, Blattodea, Termopsidae. The record is from RefSeq and is a predicted model, not a curated record.
GAAGACAGGGGAGUGUGCACUAAGUGUCCAUGUUCCACCGCUUAUUUCAAUUAAAUGGGAUAUCAACUCUUUAAGGGUCGGAGGAGGAUGCCGCCAUUAGCCUGAUAUGGAAUGCUAGGUUCACGCUAUGGCCUCGUCGGCUCCCAAGUCGAAGCUGAGCAGCUACAUACAGCGGCGUAUGGGACCUGCACCGUUCGCUUCAUUCGAGGACCUGAGCGACGACCUGGAGAGCCCUGAAGAGAAGUUGCCCCUGUCACGGCCUCUGCCAGGAAUCAGGGAGGACAUGACCCUCAUGUCACCCGGAUCUGCGGGGGGCGGCCUGCAAACCCCGUCCACGCCACGGAUAGACAUCUCUCGGGCGAGUAGUUCGUCUCACCAUGACAGCAACAACAGCAGGGACAGCUCCCCCGAGAGGGAGCUCUUUGCAGGUUCCAUUGAAGGAUCAGGCAUCAAACUGGGACUCGGUUUCAAGGAGGAGGGUGCCGCAGACCUGCGCUCCAGCACGGAGGAGUUGGACUUCCACGAAGAGCCAGGCACUGUGACGGAGCGCGAGGCACAGCAAAGACGGGAACGUCGACUUAUGAAGCAGCAUCAGCAGGCAGCGGUGUUAAAAUAUGAGCUAGAGGCGCAGAGUGAAAAGGAGCGCAAGGACUCAGCCUGCAGUGACGCAGGUUUGCUCUCCAUCAGUGGCCGCACUAGCCGCCUCUCCUCCGUCGGUUCGGGUGGAUCUGGAGCCUCUCACAUCUCUGGAAUGUCACAUCUCUCUGUGUUGUCUGGUCACUCUAUGGCUUCCAGUGGGCGAUCCCCUUCUCCCCACAAGAUGUUGCUGGAAACCUCAUUUUGUGGCAGCAAGCCCAUCCCCAUGCAAAGCGUAGAUAUAGAAUCACCAUCUAACAAGCAUGAAACGGAGUCCCUCGAGAAGGCACUGCUGUCCAGACAGGUAGACCCCACUGUAGCAAUUGUUGGGGAUAUAACAGUUGAGGAAGCUGUGCGGAAGAAGACUGUGUCUGAAGUCAGAGAGAAGCCACAAGUAGAGAAUGUGCAGAAAAAAUCUCAAACUAAAGACAGACCCCUGCAAGAGAGCGACACAGCGCACGUGGAAGAGACGCAGAAGAAGACCAGGGCCGAGGACAGGACCUCGAUGGAAAAAGAGCCACCUUGCAUGACGUACAGGAAUGAGUGGCAACUGAGGGACCGUGAUGAAUGGGGUCCUCACACGAAGCAAAAACCAGUGACCUUAAACCUGUCAGAGCAAGGCAAGAAGCCAAUAACAUUUUCACAGUUGGUGCAGCAGCAGACUGCUGACGUGACAUCUUCUGCGUCCCCAAAGCUGUCACGCCACACUGCCCUCAAAAAGACAGAUGACAGUGGAUCGCGGACUCCGUCUCCGUCGUCUGCGUCUCGCAAUGAGAGUGGCAUGCUAAGCCCUGAAUCGCCCACUGUUGCUUCUGGUAAGCGUAAGUCAAGUGGCUUCUCUACGAUUCUGAAGGAGGCAAGCGAGGGGCUGCGGGAGAGGAGCCGGUCCCGUAGUAAGAGCAGGGAGCGGGUCGUGCCCAGCGUGACAGUGGCAGCCUCUGAUGUCAAAGGAAAGAAGGACUACAAGAACAAGAAUGUCUUCUCAUCACUUUUCAAGAAGCGUGAUCGCAAGAAGUGGACCAAAACUACAGAAGGAAAUACGAUAUCACCUGUGGAUCUCUCCUCACCUGAGCAAAAGUUAUCUAUCAUAGAACCAAUCGGCAAUGUGGAAUUCACGUUCAACUCAGACGGGAACUACCAACCCUCAGAAUAUGGCAUGAUCCGCGCAGGAGAGAGACAGCAAGCUGGGGUAUCACAGGACGUUGUAGAUCACUUCACUAGAGAUGAUCAUGUGCUUUGGGAUGACAGUGCAAUGAGAGAUGAUCGUGCAGUUUGUGAAGAUCACGCAGCUAAGACUGAUCAUGUUGCUGUAAAUGAGCUUUCCAAUCGAGUGGCUAGAGUUGAUCUCGCUCCUCAGCGUGAUCACGUUGAAGAAGUUGUCAUGACUCGAGGUACCCUCACAGCUAUAGCUGAUCUUGCAAAUGAAGAUAACCAUGUUUCUAAAGUUGAUCGUGCAGCUAGAACUGAUAAUGCCACUAAAGAAAAUGGUAUCCCACAAAAUGAGAGUUUGCUGCCUUCUGAAUCGGUGAUGCUUCCGACGCUGUACCAGGAUAAGAUGGCCCUAGAGGACUCUCAUUCACUAACUCUAGACAACUCACAAAGCCAAUUUAUGCCUUCUGAGGAGGAUUCCAAAGUGACGAUGUUGUCAGGGGUACCAGACUCUGCCAGCAUAACAGACCAUCAUUCCUCUGAGUCGGAGAAGGACUCUGAGGCGGAGUUCCGACAUACCAAGAAGAAGCAGCAGCCACCAGAGAUAAAGCCUGAAGAGGAGGAUCAUGAGCGGAAGGGCCUGGUAGUGCAGCAGGACUCGUUCGAAGAUGAAUUACCUUAUGUACCUACUACACUACCACAAGAGCGAUCUGUGGCUGUGCCCAUGGUUCCCAUCAAACAACGCAUAGCUGAAGUGAAGACUUGCCCUAUUGAGCGCCCACGAAGCACCACGCCUAUCAAUCCGUCCCUGCUAGAGGACUACGUGCAAACUGAGGAUGUGCGUGAACAAGCUAUUGAGAAGAUGCGAAUAUGUCUUCCACGAGAGGAUUCAAUUAGUGGACGAGCCAAGAGUCCACGGCGUGUUACAAAGACCUGGUUUGAGUUUGCUGAGCAAGGUCUGCAAAGUCCACGUGAAUACCGCAAACCGUCUCUGUCACAGUCAUCUGAACGAAGUGUCUUGUCCCCAUCUCCGCCCCCACCACCGCUACCUCCUCGUGCCCAGGCGACACCACCACCCCAGACUCCACCUCCAAAGCCCACGGGGUGGAUCAAUUUUGAAGAGAUCCCAGAAAAGCGGAAACCUCCAAAACGGAUCCAGACCAUCCCUUCACGGGGCACCUUGGAUCUACCGUCAGAUUCUUCCAAACCGAUAGCAGCAGAAAACACUGUAUACAGUUACGUGAACCCUGAGGAGUGUAAAUGUGAAUGCCACGAGACAGCCGGGCAGGCCGCAGGACAGCAGCUUGCAGCAUCUGCUCCACUUCCAGUGCCACCACCACCACAGUGUUUGCACAGUAGCAUUAUGGCCGCUAAUGGGCAGUCCAACAUAUCUCGCCUCGAUGUGGAUUCUGCAGGUGAUCGACAUUCCUAUAUGAGCGAUUCAUCGUACGAGUUCCCGAGCCCGUAUAGCCUAGCUGACAAUGCUGAUUACUCUGAGGGUCUGAAGCCGAUGAAACCAUUUGGCAUGGACCUGGAUGUUACCAGCAACAGGAGCAGCAUCAUAUCUCAGGAUGAACCACAAUCGCCAGACCUUGGUUCUCCGAACGGCAAUGAAAGUUAGCUCUCGUGAAGGAAGACUGUUGAUGUUACUUGUUUUCUACAAUAGUUGUUUUGUUGUUUCUGCUCAAACCAUGAACCAGGGUGGCCACAUUGUAGCGUAGCUCACUCAUCACAUGUAAGUCUCUAGUCUUUCGAGAGCAGCAAUUUAGCAAGUAUCAUCUUUUUCUCUUACUAUAACUUUGUGUCUCAAGGCUGUGCAAGCAUGUUUAUUAGUCUAAGGCACUCUGAGAGUCAGCAGGAUUUCACAACCUUUCUUGAAGUUGCUGCACAGAUCAGAUCUUUUUAUAUAGUCUGAGUUACUGGAAGCAUUAUUAAAUGAACCACAAGUAAAUAAAUAAAGUUUGAAUUUAUAUGGAAUUGAAAAUUGACCAGGUCUAGAGCUUGCAAAAUUAUUUUUUAUUAUAUGCAUAGACAGGUGCAAACUGGCAGUCCUCUGACAUAUGUGGGAGUUUCACUUUAGCAAAUUAAUGAUACGCCACGCGUGAAGACUUAACACCAAAUCUUUCUCAGAAUUUUUCCAUAAUGAGUAAGGUUCAUACACAAAUUUACAUUUGUAUUAAAUACAUCCUAAUGGAAGUGAAGCUAUACAAUUUUAUAUUGUAAUCGACCUUAAUUAUUUGUAAUCUUUGAAGAAUUUCAGUUUGCUUUUUUAUAAAUAAAAGUAAACUAUAAUUACUUCAGUGUUAUUUUUCAGACAUUAUAAGUCUCCAUCAAAACUUUAAUAUCAAGACAUAAUUAAAUAACAAGUGAGCAGAUCAUAAAGUAAAUAAAUUAACAGGAAAGAUAUAAAACAAAAUGUUUAUCUACUCAGUAAAUUUUAACAUUUGGAAAAGAAGAACAACUGUUUUCCUCUUGUUUUUUUAUCCAUUUUCAUAUUUUCCUUUAACUCAGUUUGAUAUUUUAUUUGAAAUUCUAUUCGUUGGAUUCUGUCACUCUGUUUGUCUCACAGAAAGAAUCAGAACUGUCAGUAUAUACUUGAAUAAUACCAUAUUUUACUUGCUAUGUCUACAGAGGUAUUUGGAAAGGAAUUUUACAUAUUUGUCAAUUGUGGUCUUAUGGGUUGUGAUGCUGAGUAGUCUUGUUAUGUGGGUACCAACAUUUCAGAGGUACAUGAAAAUAGAGGCAGUAUGUUCCUCUGAAAUGUUGAUAACCACCUACAAGACUACACAUCACACACAACCCAUAAGACCACAAUCAACGUCUUCAAUGCUACGAGAACUAAAUCUCUCCUCGUCAACAUCAGCUGCAAGGUUUAGGCCUUUUGACCUGUUCUGAUACCCAGGUUAGUCAGAUUUGAUCCUUCAUCUCUUUGGUGGUCGACCUGUCUCUUUUCUUCCUUUAGGGUGGCAAUCAGACAGCUUACAAGGAGUUUGAUUAGUUGGCAAUAUUAAAAUAUGUUUAUUCCAAGCAGUUUCGUUGGUAUACUUUUACUUUCUCCUCCAUGUUGGUUCUUUCCUAAUAUCUAUGUUUCUCCUUUUAUCCAUUCUUUCACUUUCUUAAAUCUCUUAUAUAUACAUUUAAUUUUCUUUGCUUAUGCCAAAGUCUGCUGCAGACAAAUGGAAGAGUCUGAAUUGUGUAAUCAAAUUAUACACGGCAUUGCAAUAUAUUUAUUAUAGCUGAAUUUUUUAGGGCGUUGAUUCUGAUGUAGAAUCACAAUUUUAUUACUGGAUCAAUUGAUGAACAGCAGCAGGAGCGUAGAAAUUAAAACUGAAGACCAGUAAUUGGGUGAGGCAGUUUCAAGAAUGUGGUGGUUCAAAUCUGUAUUCCCAAAUUUUAUGCAGGAUGCUACCAUCUUGUAAGCGUAGAGAGCUAACAUGGCCAAGCCUUGCAUAUUUAGGCCUAAGCUCAAUCUUAGAUUUAUUGCGAAGACUGUUUAUAUUUCAAUUCUGCAUUAGACUUUUAGACUAAAACAAAGGUCCGCUAUAUGUGAUUUGUUUAUCAAUAGCUUCUUUCAUGGGGAGUUAGUUUUCAUGUACUUUCCAAGAACCUAAUGACAGUCGCUUAAUAUUUCAUACGUAUCAGAUAUCUCACAAUUAAAUAAUAUUUAGGAAUUCCAUUUCUGGAAUAUUGAUUAAACAAACAUAUUUUUCUACUGUAGAGAAAAUGUAAUAACAAAGAGAGAUUUUACAGAAUUAUUCUCUUUAGAAGUAUAUUUCUUUUGUUUUAUAGUGGAACCUAAUUUUUAUGGCAGCAGAUUAAACAAAUUGUUACUCAUGAAUGAGAGAUAAAUGCGUGCUUAAAUUUGAAAUGAAUAUGUUGAUCCAGGAAUUGACUGAGCCCAGAAAAGCUGCAUUGAGUCUUUGCCCUGUGCCACUUACCUCCCCAUCUUGCAGUAACUAUUUUCAUUACAUUGAACAAAUAUUCCUUCUUCUGAGUUCUUCUUUUGUUCGUAAUGCCCUUGUUGAGAUAUAUUUCAUCAUCACAAUAUGGUAAAACAUUUUUGUGUGCUUUUCUGAUUUCCACUGUUUCAUUCAGUCACAUUUGUGCCAUUCUGUCAAGGAUAUUUUCCAGCCUGCAGAAUGAUUACUUUCUCAUGCAUGUUUCCAAAACAACAGGUUUCAUAGGUACCUAUGUAUGACUGCAAAUGUUGAUGAAUAUAAAUCAUUUAUGUUGAGCAAACAAAAGCAAACUUCUGGUUUUUCAGUUUCUAAAUGAUGAUUGCUCAUAUAUCCUUUUUAUAUUGGUUAAGAACUGAUAUUUAAGCGUGGUGGAAAUUUGUUGGAUAUCCAGAAAAAAAUCUGGUUUUAUCAGCCCAGAUAUCAUGUCUUACACACAGACAAUAUUUUCUCAUUGCACUGGCUGUAUAGAAACAGCCUCUUUUGAAUCUAUUGCAGUGCAGACACUGUCGACAGAAUAUACUACUAAUACAAUUUAACAGGAACAUUUUUUUAAUUUUAUCAAAAUCACUGCAGAAUCUGAUUUUAUUUACAUAAUAUUAGUAUAGGUUGAAAUGUGCCUCUCCUCAUAUGGUUUUUCCCUAGAUGGCCCAAGUUUCUUCAGUCACUGGAAUUAUUUCCCAGGAUUCAUAAGCCGUGUCCAUGAGACGAAUGGUAGCGAUGAAAAACACACACAGACAUUCAUGUCACAACAAACAUUUAAACUCAUAAUCCUAGUGUUCGCUUGGCCUAAGACUUUGUCUACCUGAAACUUCAGGGCUGCUGCAAUAAGUAGCUUGGAAUGUACAUUUUAUGAAACUGUUAUUCAGUGGGAAAUAUGAGCAUCCUUGUAGAUCUUAAAGAGUUUUUAUGCUUUCAUAUUAUUGUAUAUAAACAGUUGCCUGCGGAGAUUCACAUUCAAGCCUUACAAAGUUUAUUUUAAACUGUCAUUAUAAGAAUUUGUUUUAUUGUCUGACGUGAAGACGGAAUACAGAUUUGAUUCAAGUGACUGACUACCUUGGAGUGCCACAAUAGUGUGACCUAAGUAAUUCUAAGGAACACCACAAUAUGUUGGCCUCAUCGGUGUUCUGGUGCUGUGGAUGUUAUAGAGAGAAACUUGUGAUUUAUAUUGUGGAAGAACCAAUGUAAAUAACUACUGAAUAUCAAUAGACAUGACAUUAAUUCUCGGUUUGGAUAAGAAUUUGGGAUCAACAGUUGUGGUCACCCUAGUAUGGUACAAAAAACACUCAGAACUUUGUUGGUUUAACCAGAGUGUUUCGGACAUGAAUUUAAUCUCAGUCUGCACUGCCUGCUCUCAAGUAUGAGACUGGGCUCUUAAUAAGGAUAUCUAAUGGACUAACAGUUGUGUAUGAUUGGUUGUUUGUUCUACCGAAGGAAACAAGUGGAAUUUCUAGUUGGUUGUGCCAGAUGUGAUUGAUGCUUUGGAGCUUACAUCUUCUACUUCCUUGAGAAGAUCAGACCAAUACACUUGACAGGUCUCUGCGUUUCAGUCUGUGUUACAGAAGCUUGUUUUAAGUUGACAAGAAGAAAUGUGGGUAAAGGCAGAAUAAAACAUUUGCUGCAGAAAGAAGAAAGUUUUUUGCAGAAUAGUUUUUAUCAACACCCUGCACUAAUGUGGUGGCCUUCAGGUACUGAUCUCACAGCUCUGUUUACAUUACUUCUUGUCCUUAUGUUUUUGCUGUUCCAGUAUAAUGUGUAACUUUGGCUUAUCCCCAAAAGUCAAAGUUUAUAGUUUAUUACUAUUAUGGAUAUUAUUAUUAUUGUUAUUAUAAUUGUGCCAUAAUCAAGAGUUUCAUCUGUUUUAUUUAUUUUUUCUUUCCUUCCUUUUUUAAUUACCAUUUACCAUUAAGUAUGUUGUGGUAUGUUACUACGAAAUGAAUAUAAAACUUAAUUACAGGAAAGAAGAUGGCUGUCUUCUGGGUUGUAGCACCAUGUAGUCUAAUGGAAGUUUACUAGUGUUUCAGGGGUCUUAGCCGCCUCCAUCAUCAGAGCAGUGAAUCCACAUAAUGAAGGCAGCAAGGGCUCUGAAACAUUAGUAAACUUCUUUCAGAUUACACAGAGCGACAGCCAUUUUUGUUUACCGCUGUGAGGACCUGAAAUCCUACUUAAUUACAGGAUAGUUUUUGUUACAAUAUGAAUUUCAUAUGAAUUCUGUUUGUCUGAAGACAUGUUAACCUUAACUGAAAUGUAAACUGUAUGCAAAAUGCUAUGUGCAUUUAAUUUAUAAGUUUGUAAUAUUAGAACCAGAUCUGUGAGACACUGUGCAGACGUUGUAAAACAGUUGAAAGGGAAUACAGGAACAAACUACACAGGUCAUCAGAUGCUUUGUUGUUAUUUGUUUGAGACAUUCUCAAUACUUUCACUAGGACAAGUGUCCUACUUUGUGGUUCAAGUAAGCAUUUAAGAAAUUAUUACAAAUAAUAUAUUUAAAUUGUUCUGUAAGUAAUAUGUUUAUAAAUAAACAAAUUUAUAAAUAAA